UGUACACACGGCACUAGAGUCAGAGAAGAGAAGAGAAGAGAAGGAGCAUCUGCUUCAUCUGUGUCUCUCCAAGCAGCAGAUCAGCACUAUCAGCACCACUCGGCUCCCUGUGACCUUCUUAAGGACCAGUGGAGAGGUUUUCCUCUGCUGUCACCUUGUCAGUGACAAACAAGAACCCCCGUGGGCUGCCACUUUAAUCCCGUUUUGGAAUUUUUCUGCUCAUUCCUCCGCUCGCUGCCUUUCUCCUGCCCGUCUUUGAGCGGUCGGUGUCUGGAAUGAUCCCUCUCUCCGCGUCCGCCGCCUCCCGCGCUCCAGCAUGGGAACCGCCGUCUCCAAACGGAGGCAUCUGAGAAGCGAUGCCAUCUCGUCGGUGGCGGCCAAGGUCAGAGCAGCGCGUGCGUUCGGAGAGUACCUGUCUCAAAGUCACCCUGAGAACUGCAACGGAUCAGAUCACCUGCUGUCUGACUCCUUCGCCGGCCAGGACUCGGACUCGGCGGACAACAGCUGUCCUCACAGCAACAACCUCCGGCUGCGCCCCAGCUCCCCGCCGGCUGUCGCCGUCUCCACCGGCACGACCGGCCUAAGCAGCUCCCAGCCCAGCCUGCCCCCGCCGCCACCCCCCAAGCGGCGCCUGUCUCUGGAGCAUAGCUUCACUGCCGAGGAGGAGCGACAGAAGUGCUGCGAGUGCGCCCUGCAGCCCGCUCGUGUCUACACCAUCACCGGGGAGCGGGGCAUGCUCGGUGCCCGUGGGAGUAAAGAAAACCUGGAGCUGGAAGUGCUGAAAGCGGGGCGGGACCAAGCGCCCAGCCAGCCCCCAUCCACGUCGUCGUCGCCACCCUCCCAUCACCAUCACCACGCCAACCAUCACCACGCCAAUAACCACCAAGGCGGCGGCGGUGGCGGCGGCAGCAGCGGGCAUCACCAUCACCACCAUCAUGGUCAGCAAGCGGCUCAGCCCCUCCAGAGCUCCGUCAGUGCUCACAACAUACGUGGCUGGGGCGACGGAAAGGGCGGCUGCCGUGAGGACUGUACCCUGGGCUGCGAGGCCUGCUCUGGUGCCCCCUCCCACAGCCAGCGCUCGCUGGACCUGGAGAGCUCACACCGCGACGCAGGCAAGCAGAGCGCCACGGUAGACAGGAUGGGCAGUGUGCACCGGGUGACUGGGCUGGCGAGAGAGGAUGGUGGCAACAGCUGGUUCCCGAAGGAGAACAUGUUCAGCUUCCAGACGGCCACCACCACCAUGCAGGCGAUAACAAAUUUCCGGAAGCACCUACGGAUGGUGGGCAGCAGGAGAGUGAAAGCCCAAAGUGGGGACUUGCAGACUUCCUGUGGGACUCUGGAUGAUGGGGUUUGCAACGACCUGGACUGGGAGGAGGAGCGGGAGAUGGAGAGGGUAGCCUGCGAAGGAGAUGACUUCAUCCCUCCAAAAAUCAUGCUCAUCUCUUCCAAGGUACCAAAAGCCGAAUACGUUCCUACGAUCAUCCGUAGGGAUGACCCGUCCAUCAUUCCCAUCCUUUAUGAUCAUGAGCACGCAACGUUUGACGAUAUCCUCGAGGAGAUUGAGAAGAAGCUCACAGCCUACAGGCGAGGGUGUAAGAUCUGGAGGAUGCUCCUGUUCUGUCAGGGAGGUCCUGGGCAUCUGUACCUAUUGAAGAACAAGGUGGCCACCUUUGCCAAGGUGGAGAAGGAGGAGGACAUGAGCCACUUUUGGAGAAGACUGAGCAGGCUAAUGAGCAAGCUGAACCCUGAGCCCAACCUGAUCCACAUCAUGGGCUGCUACGUCUUGGGGAACCCCAACGGGGAGAAGCUGUUUCAGAAGCUGAAGAACCUGAUGAGGCCAUACUCUGUGGCCUUCGAGUCUCCCCUGGAGUUGUCCGCUCAGGGUAAGGAAAUGAUCGAGACGUACUUUGACUUCCGCCUCUUCCGGCUGUGGAAAACUCGUCAGCACUCCAAGCUCCUUGAUUACGACGAUCUUUUGUGACCUUGCCCUACAGUCCGCCCCUCCUCCAACACCUCUGCUUGUAUUGUAGCCAGUGGGGUGGAUGGUCUACAGUGAAGGUGUUGGUGGUAGUGAAGACUGUGAAGAGCCAGUGGACUUCUGGACUUGCAGCCCUGGGAGACUGGAGGGGUGGACGGGGUGUGAAAUGAUGUUCAGCCAUAUGGUAGAAGGGCGGAAGCAAAGAUGGAGCAAACGUGGAUCGAGGAUGGAGGAAACCGAACUGCAGGCUUUCAGUCCUCGUGAAGGAAGAGGAGGCAGAAAAAGGCACUUCUAUUUUUGCGUUUGUGAUCGUUUGCGUCUGCUGGAGAUUUAAAAGCAAUUUUUAUUCAGGUGUCAAAAUUAGUCCAUUAAU
Molecule: messenger RNA, 2351 nt
Organism: Scleropages formosus (Asian bonytongue)
Lineage: Eukaryota; Metazoa; Chordata; Actinopteri; Osteoglossiformes; Osteoglossidae
Gene: nsmfa
Product: NMDA receptor synaptonuclear signaling and neuronal migration factor a
Exons: 14
Coding region: 317-1981 (554 amino acids)
Biological process (GO): regulation of neuronal synaptic plasticity; regulation of neuron migration
Source: RefSeq, a predicted model, not a curated record